GCCUAGGAUGGACAGUUAUGACUCAAGAAGGAUAUCUGUCAAAGCCUUCCAUCUCAGCUGAGCCAGGCCUUGAGAUCUCCCAAGGGGGUUGUGUAAACUUUGUGUGCUCAACCCCUAGUGGGUAUGAUACAUUCCGCCUGGAGAAGGAAGGCAAGAGUGUCAUGGAGGAGAAGAACAUACAGCAUCUAAUGACAGAGGCUAUAUUCCGCCUUGGCCCAGUGAAUGAAAGCACUGCUGGAGGCUAUUACUGUAUCUAUUUAAAAGGAAACGAUUGGUCCCCACGCAGUGAGACUCUGGAGCUGAAGGUAACCAGAGAAGAUGUCACCCUGGCUCCUGACCCAGGCUCAACAGUGACUCCAGGUUUGUUCUCAGCUCCUUCAACACAGGUCUCCUUUGCCCAUACACCCCAGAUUCCCAGAAAUGUAGUCUUAGCAGACACCAAGAAUUAUCUGGAUACAACUCCAGACUGGAGAGUUGGGUCCAAAUCUGUCUCUGAUUAUGAAGUAGAGACUGAUACCCAGCAAUG
Molecule: messenger RNA, 526 nt
Organism: Peromyscus maniculatus bairdii (prairie deer mouse)
Lineage: Eukaryota; Metazoa; Chordata; Mammalia; Rodentia; Cricetidae
Source: RefSeq, a predicted model, not a curated record